Molecule: messenger RNA, 1954 nt
Organism: Durotheca rogersii
Lineage: Eukaryota; Fungi; Ascomycota; Sordariomycetes; Xylariales; Xylariaceae
Product: MFS general substrate transporter
Exons: 3
Coding region: 353-1834 (493 amino acids)
Biological process (GO): transmembrane transport
Cellular component (GO): fungal-type vacuole membrane
Molecular function (GO): transmembrane transporter activity
Source: RefSeq, a predicted model, not a curated record
ACUGAGCUUUUGGGGAAGAGGAGGGGGCUCGCAAGUUGCGUUAUCAAAGUCCCUUGGGUAAUAACUUGGUCAAAUGAGGCCGAAGACGGAGCGGUGAGACGGUCUAUGUCAGUAGUAGGAUUCGCCUCGUAUUAGAGAAAUUUCUUUCAUGUCGCUUUCCCUCCAUGUCCAGUCAAUUUUCGCUUUUGAGAUGGUUAUCACCGCCGCGUUAGGCUUCACGGAAUUCUGCUGCUUACCCGACCCUCGACCACACCAGCACCCGCCUCAGCCGCAACUACUGAACCGGCUGCUGUGCCGACCGUUGCAAUAACCCCAAGCAUCGCCCUCGCAUUGAAAGCGAACACCGCCGGCCAUGGCGAGCCAGGUCCGCGACCACGAAGUCGGCGAGAAGCCUCACGCCGCGCCGGACGAGUCCCACGACGACGGCGGGUCCCGCACGUCUUCCUCGCACGACGGCGAUGGCGCCGACGCCGACGCGACCCGGGCGGGAGUCGCCAAGGACGAAUCCCUGCCCGUGCAGAGAACGCAAACCAGAGACCGGGCCUCGAGGAUCUCCGAGGACCUGAGGAGGACGACCAGCAACGUUCUCGCCCGCGUCGCCUCGCGCAUGACUACGAGGACAUGGCCUGAGCCGCCGCCGCCGCCCGACGGCGGCCUCAACGCCUGGACGCAAGUCGCGAUGGGCUGGCUGGUCAUAUUCACAACCUGGGGAUGGGUUAACUCGUUCGGCAGCUUCCAGGCCUACUACACGACAGUGCUCCCGCAGUCGCCGUCGACGGUCUCGUGGAUCGGGUCGGUGCAGAUCUGGUUCUGCCUCAUCAUCAGCGUCUUCUCGGGCCGGCUGCUGGACGCGGGCCUCUUCCUGCCCACCUUCCUCGUCGGCGCCGUCAUCCAGGUCGUCGGCAUGUUCCUCAUGAGCAUCUCCACCCAGUACUGGUCCCUCAUGCUCACCCAGGGCGUCCUCACCGGCAUCGGCAGCGGCAUUUUCUUCACCCCCUCCCUCGCCCUCGUCGCCACCUACUUCAGCAAGCGCCGCGGCUUCGCCGUCGGCCUCGCCACCACCGGCAACUCCGCCGGCGGCAUGAUCUACCCCGUCGUCGUCAGGCAGCUGCUGCCCACGCUCGGCUUCGCCUGGACCGCGAGGGUGCUCGCCUUCAUCAACCUCGCCUGCCUCUCCGUCGUCUUCACCUUCAUGCGCCCCCGCUUGCCGCCCCGCAAAUCCGGUCCCAUCAUCGAUUUUACUGCCUUCCGCGAGCUCGUAUACAACGGCGUGACGGUUGGGAUAUUCGCCACGUCGAUGAGCAAUUACUUUACCUUCUACUACAUUGCAUCGUACGGCAGGGAGAUAUUAGGCCUCCCCUACUCGGAGGCGUCGGUCAUGGUCAUCCUAAUCAACGGAGCCGGCAUCGUCUUCCGGGUGAUACCGCCGCUGAUCGCGGACCGGAUCGGGCCGAUCAACGUGGUCACGCCGGUGACCCUCUGCUGGGCGGUCGUGGCGUUCUCGUGGCUCGCAGUCGACAGCAUCCCGGGGCUGUACGUGUUCACAUGCUUCUACGGGGUCAUGUCGGGCAGCUUCCAGUGCCUCACGCCGACCACGGUCGCCAGCAUCACCGACAGGCUCGACAUGGUCGGCACGCGGCUCGGCAUGGUCUUCAGCAUCUCCUCGUUCGCGUCCCUCACCGGCCCGCCCAUCGGCGGCGCCAUCCAGGCCGCCCACGCCGGCCAGUUCAAGCACGCCCAGGCCUGGGCCGCCUGCAUGACGCUCAUCGGCUUCGUCAGCUUCGUCGUCGCGAGGGUGAGCAAGGCCGGGCUGACGCUGAAGGUGAGAUGUUGAAUCGUGAGGGUGGACAGGAGAGGAAAGUGAGGGGGGAUGGGAGAGGAAAUGGGGGUGCCCCCCCCGGUCCGAGGGGACUCAUGGGCUAUUAGCGAUGCUGGUCUGGGAAUAAAACAACGA